AUGGCAACAAAUAUUGAAACAAAUAUGCACACAAAAAACUAUAACAAUCUGAUUAUAGCAUUAAUUGUAAUUGAAGCUCCGUCAGCACCUGCUUUGCCUUAUGAUGAAGUGGAAAGAGAGCGUGAGCAGCAGGAGGCUUUUGGCAAAGAGGUCCUCAAGCAGAUUCAGGCUUUUGGCGAGUCAGCGAAUGAUGAAUUCGAUGUGCAAUGGGCUCACGAUAAAUUAAACACAAGUCCUUUGGACAAAAAGAUCUUCAUUCUAGAUGAAAGUACCGCACCUCAGGCAAAACAGGACAGUACACCGAUUUUCAUUGAGGACAUGUCAACACAGCGAGAAAAUGAACCAUUGGAUGUGAAGACGUCAAGCGGUGAACGCAAAAAUCCAUUUUUAGAUGACGAUGAUGAUGAUGCAAUAAAAAUUGUUGAAGAAAAUGAUGUGGAUAUGUGUGAUUUGGACUAUACAAUUGCCGCAAAAUAUUACAAUAAUCAGUAUUCGAGUCGUAGACCAGGACCAGUUUAUACUAUUCCUGAAGAUGAGGAGCAAAAUGACGGGCAAAUCGGUACUGAUUCGAAAUAUUAUGCAAAAGAAAUCGUUCGUCGUGUAAGCAGUCCAAAGAUAACUACGGUACCUAUUACGCCAACAAUUUCAGUUAAAAUUUCUAAAGUUGAAAAACCUCCAAAAACAGUAUCUCAUGCAACAAAGACUGUAAGUAGUGAUGAUUAUUAUGAUCAGAUGCAAAAAGGACAAGCUGGGCAAACUAGAUUCAUUGCUUCAUCUAAAUCUGUUACCACAGCCGCCACAAGUUCAUUUACCACACCAAUGCAAAAUGUUGAGUCGAUAACGAUUGUACCAGCAGAAUUAGAAACACAAGAAAAUGCGCUAACACCCGUUCGUAAUGCACCACCACCACCAUCGGAAACUAUUUGCAACGGUUUCAGUGAUGAUGUAAAUUUGUUUGAAACAUCUGCAUUUAAAGCAGAAGAUGGUGGUGCAGCUUGGACAACUGAUAAUCCAAAGCCUUUACAACAAUUAGAUGCUGAAGAUUAUCUCUUCCCAAAAUGCGAUGAAUCUAAUGCUAAAAUUCAAUCGUCAGAUAUUACUACAGCAUCUGCUUCAUUUACAUUGCCAUCAUGCAUUAUAUCAUCUUUCUCACAACCAAUAGUUACAACGACAUCAGUUAUUUCGAGGACUCUUGGAAGUACAUUAGAAUCAGCAGUACAUGGAGUACCAUCUCAAAAAGAGAACAUUUCAGCGAUUCCAAAAUUAAAACGUUCACCAGCGAUGCUUCUUGCGAAUGGACAAAGUAAAAUAUCCUCAACAUCAGAUCAAACAAGCAUUUACCGCUGUUUUUUACAACACCAAAGUGCUGCCUCAGUCGCUGUGCAACCUCGGUUGAAAGAGGCCUACAUCGGCGCUCAGAUGCAAGGGCAACAACCCAUUGAGCCGUACUACCUAUUAUCAGCCGUACUAGAAUGA
Molecule: messenger RNA, 1476 nt
Organism: Dracunculus medinensis (Guinea worm)
Lineage: Eukaryota; Metazoa; Nematoda; Chromadorea; Rhabditida; Dracunculidae
Source: the annotation of a GenBank genome assembly